AUGUUGGCUAGGGUUUGGAGAUCGACGUUUUCUUCUUCUUCUUCUUCUUCUUCUGCUUGUGCUGCGAGAUUGAUCAGUCCGAGGUUGAUUCAUGGUUGUGCCGCCGAGAAGAGUGUACCGUCUUUGAGCGAAGGAACUUUCCGAGGAGAGCAUUUGAAACUGAAAUCUGGGUUUCAUGACAUCAAAGGCUUAGAUGAUGCGAUCGAUUUGUUCGACGAAAUGAUAUACUCUCGUCCCCUCCCUUCCGACUAA
Messenger RNA from Microthlaspi erraticum, 252 nucleotides. The record is from the annotation of a GenBank genome assembly. NCBI's taxonomy places the organism in Eukaryota, Viridiplantae, Streptophyta, Magnoliopsida, Brassicales, Brassicaceae.